CCAAAAUCACUAGCUUUAGCCAUGGCUGUAAGACAAAUAUCGGGUUGUUCCAACUUAGUAACUCUCUUAAACGGCUUUGGUCAUUGUGUAUCCCUCUCAUCAACCAUGGCAUAUGACACCGCAUUAGCACAGCUGUCAUUGAAUAGAUCAAAUAUUAUUCCUAAAGGCUUUGUUGCAGAGCGUCAUGUUAAUGUUGUUUAUGACAAUAUCGAUUUUGGGGAAGAAGCUAAAAAACAAACCCACGUCACGAAUGGCAUCAUUAUCCAACAGGUUACCUCAGAAAACAACGACGACGACAAUAUAGAGACAACAGUGAUAAAGAAAACCCAACGAUCGCUAAAGAUGCCUGACGUUACUCUAAAACCUUACAGCAUUGGAGUGAAAAAGACUGCUGCAUUUAACAUUCCUGAUGACAUCAGAGAUUACGGUGAAAAUGAGAAAACAAAUAUUUCACUUAAAUCGGAUCUAGCAUACGUACUUGUAAAAAUGUUUCAUCACUCCCAAGAAAGUCCCUUUCCCGGAUGGACUGGAUUCAAUACGAUGCUUAAUGAAACAGAAAUACCAAACGAAUCAAGAAUCGGUUAUCUCCCUGUCAUUGACAAUUCGCCCACUGAAUACUCAACUAUAAACGCAAUCCUCGAAAGUGGUGUUGACAUUGCAAAUGCCUUGCAACUAGAUCAUAUCGUAAUGGUAUUUGACGAAGCUGUAUACGCGAAGGUGCAACAAGUGAGGUGGAAAAACGAGAUGUUUUACAACAAACUGGUCGUGCGAUUAGGAGAGUUUCAUACAAUUAUGUCCUUUCUGUCGGCAAUAUCGAAGCUGUUUGAAGAUGCAGGGCUGAAGGAUAUACUGAUCGAAUCGGGGAUAGUGAAUGAGGGAUCAAUUAAAGGCGUGCUAUCUGGUAAACACUACAAUAGGUCGGUGUUUUGCCACAAAAUCAUGCAUGAAGCAUUACAGCGUCUUCGAUUUGAUGCCUUUCUGGAUAGCUUGGAUAUCACAGAACAGGAAAAAAUUCGGACAUGUGUAGGAGUCAUGGCAGACGGCUUUCCGACGCAACGAUACAAAGAGGAGCUUUUGAGUCAGGAGUUUGAGACGAUAUGUGAUAAAUACGAUUCAUUUGUGGCAGAAACUUCGCAAAAAUCAAAGACGUUUGCAUUUUGGAGCAUUUAUCUUAAAAUGACAGGUAUAUUGCUGAUGUUCGUCCGUGCAACGCGAAAGAUCGAUUGGGAGCUCCAUUUAUCUACAUUCAGACAAAUGCUUCCUUGGUUUUUUGUGUGUAAUAAGACUAAUUAUGCAAGAUAUGGAACAGCUUACUGGUUGGAAAUGACGUCUUUGCAUGAAAAAAUCCAGGCAAGGAAUUCGACUUGA
Dendronephthya gigantea is the source of this 1368-nucleotide messenger RNA. RefSeq lists its product as uncharacterized. The transcript is spliced from 5 exons. Bases 22 to 1368 code for a protein of 448 amino acids. The record is from RefSeq and is a predicted model, not a curated record. Lineage: Eukaryota; Metazoa; Cnidaria; Anthozoa; Malacalcyonacea; Nephtheidae.